AUGGUUUUAAUUGAUGCACUUUUUAAUGGAAAAACCACCGAACCAUGUUGGUUUAAAAUAAUCCGCAUUGUUGCUGCGUUUGGAUUGUUAAUUGCAAUUUUACUUUAUGCAUCUAUUCAAUUACUUAGUAUACUAAGCAAAGAAUUUACCAUUGUAAUAACAGAAGAGGUUAUCCCUCCAACAAUGCCAGUCUUAAAAAGAAAAUUAGCGAAACGAUAUGUCUCACUUUCAGGAAUUCCUUUAUCACAAAAAGUAUCAAAUCGACGCAAUAACUCUACGUUAGAAGAUCGUGUACAAAUGUUGGAGACAAUGUUGCAAGAUUACUACCUUGACAAUUACCAGUGGGAGCUUUUGAGAAAAAGUGUAUUGAAAUACGACAAACUCCAAUACCAAUAUGACCAAAUGAUGAAUUCUCAACAUCAAAAAUUAGUUGAUUCAGAAUCCGACAACGAUAUU
Dentiscutata erythropus is the source of this 456-nucleotide messenger RNA. NCBI's taxonomy places the organism in Eukaryota, Fungi, Glomeromycota, Glomeromycetes, Diversisporales, Gigasporaceae. The record is from the annotation of a GenBank genome assembly.